Ostertagia ostertagi is the source of this 558-nucleotide messenger RNA. NCBI's taxonomy places the organism in Eukaryota, Metazoa, Nematoda, Chromadorea, Rhabditida, Trichostrongylidae. The record is from the annotation of a GenBank genome assembly.
AUGUCGAGUGGUGAAGAUCAGGACUUGUUGAUUUAUUUCCGUCAACAUAUGAGUCGAUUUCAGUCAAUCAAAAGUGCCUACAUAAUUUUGAUACGCAAUAUAAUGUGUUUGAGAGGGCGGCCGACUGGAUUACCAUUGCUCGACUCUUGGCCACACAGCGGUGCUAUAGAAAUUCACAACUUCAGCAUACGUUACGGCGAAAAGUUCGCAGUGAAAAACGUAACACUUUCAAUAAGGGGAGGAGAGAAAGUUGCAAUAGUGGGUCGAACCGGUUCAGGAUCCUGUUUUGUUUCCUCCACAUUGCGCUUCAAUGUUGAUCCUUUCUAUCGAUUCGCCGACAGCGAUAUAUGGCUAGCUUUGGAGGCGUGUCAACUGAAGGAGAUGGUUUCCAAACGUGACCACGGUUUGAUGGCAGUGAUCGAAGAAGGGGGCAAGAAUAUGAAGGUGGUUCGAGAACAUUUUCGGCAUGCUACCACGAUUACCAUAGCGCACAAUUUGGAAGCCAUCGGAGAAUGUGACAGUACAAAGGAAAAUAGUUCAAUUCAUGAGCCAUGCACC